This is a messenger RNA of Lates calcarifer (barramundi perch), 2133 nucleotides long. It is a transcript of the gene pacc1, whose product is annotated as proton activated chloride channel 1. The record is from RefSeq and is a predicted model, not a curated record. The transcript is spliced from 8 exons. Bases 258 to 1337 code for a protein of 359 amino acids. Lineage: Eukaryota; Metazoa; Chordata; Actinopteri; Centropomidae.
CACUAAAGUUUUGUAUUGUAUCGCGGCCUGUAGGUGCCUCAUUAUCAUGGGAUGGGCCUUAUCGUCGUAACCAAAACCCCCACUGGGUGUCUGGUGUGUCUCCCUCCUGUCCAGAGGAAAACUGGGACCUAAACUCGGGCCAAGGCGAAAUAUAUUUUGGAGAAAAUGCAUCGGUUAGUUAUUAAAAUUAACUUUCAGACUUCUUCUUCCUCGUAAAGAGCUGAGAUCGUUUUUGUGCUUGAAAUAAGUGCAGAGGAAUGCUGAGGAAAGAAAACUCCCGGUCAUACCAAGAGUUCAAUGAUGAAGAUGAUGACGAAGGCAUCACACAGUCUCCAGACUUUUUUGACGAUGCCACUGAAGACCUGGAGCACGAGGAGGAGGAGGAGGAGGAGCCGAACGGCAGCAUCUCACAAGCAGAGGAUGACAUCAGGGAGAGCAGCCCAUCGAUGCGAUUCAGUAAAACCUGCCUGAAGAACGUCUUCACCGUGGUGCUCAUCUUCAUCUACCUGCUGCUGACUGCUGUGGCAGCGUUCCUGGCCUAUCAGACUAUCUCUGACUUCCUGGACAAACUCAACCACCCUGUCAUGUCUGUCACCUACAAGGAGGUGGACUCGUUUCCUCCCCCUGGUAUCGCUCUGUAUCCUGGAAAUGCUCCUCUGCUGAGCUGCAACCAUUAUUACCAUGACUACAUCCCACCCUUAGUGGACCCAGGCAAGCCUCAAAAAUGGGACUGUGUGAUUGAGGAAGUGACUUACUAUGGGCCAUUUACAAAUCAAACAGAGAAAAGAGCUCUGGUGGUCCGUGGCCCUUCUGAUGUCAGAAACAAAGAGCUGAUCUUCAUGCAGUUCAGCCAGAAUGAAACAGAAGAGGACUUCAGUGCCAUCACUUACAUGCUUUUUGCCAACUUUAGUGAGCUGACUGACAGUGCAAAUAAAUCAGAGUUCAUGAGGGACUGUGAGAGGAAUUACUCCAUGUGGACCUUCUCUGGAGGUUUUAGAACCUGGGUCAAGAUGUCUUUAGUGAGGACGUCUGGGAAAAGUGAUGAAGCUGUCGAGUUUCGACAAGAGUCCACUGUGGUGAAAUUCAAUGAUAAGAGACCUGAACCAGAGCAAAGCAAUCAGCUCUUCUUCGCUGUUUUUGAAUGGCGGGAUCCUUUUAUGCAAGAAAUAAAACUGAUAGUGACUGCAAACGCCUGGAACUCCGUAGCCAUCCUCUGUGGGGUCUUCAUGGCGCUCUUCAAGGCUGCGAAUUUUGCCAAACUCACUAUUCAGUGGAUAAUCAAGAUGCGUAAAAGGCAUCUGAGGAAUAAAGCACGGGAACUGAACCAAAUCAGCUGAAACACUAAUGACACAAUCUUUCGAGAUUUAGAUUAUCCACGGGACUGAUCUGAGUUUUGUUUUAAACUUCUACAUGAUGGUGUUUUUUAAGGUCAGUACUCCAUUUUGUAGUCACUGGAAUCACAGGAUGAUUGACACAGUUUACAGAGAGUGAUGUGUUAUUACUGAAAGUUACUUCUAAAUUAAUAAUUUCAUAUCAUUUCCUAAAAAUGAUCAGUGUGAAAAUUAGCAUUUCAAAGGAAGAGAUAUUCCUGUACGCACAUAAAGGAAAAUGCCAUGAGGGUUUCUGAGUCUGGGUGUCUUGUCUGAAAAUGUGAACUUUGGUCAGAAGGUUGCUGGAUUUUGGAUCAGUUCUCGUCUUGAUAAUGUUGUUUUAAAGGGAAUAUUGUUGUCUUUCAUUUGUGUGUUAUGCUUUUUCAGAACAAUGCUGAGUAAUAUCCUGUUCAUAUCACAAAGUGUUAUCACAGAAAUGUAGCUAAACGGAGUUUAUACUGACACUAACUACUUGAUAAUAAUGAACCCCAAAGGGAUUAGAAACUACUUUUACUUACUUUGGAGCCAAAUAUUCCCUGGAUGAAUUAGUGUCCAAAUACUGCUGUUUUUAUUUGAUUUUAACAUAUGUAUUGUAAACAUGUAUCAGUGUAUUCAUUUUUAAAAUUGACUUGAAUUAUUUACUGGAUUGUUUAUUGUAUUUCACACACUAUGUUUUUAGAGAUUUUGGAAAAUAAAUAUAUAUUUUUCUGCCUGAAUUUUACAGUUUGUGAUGAAUAAAAACAAUUACAAUGGUGGAAAGUAA